This is a messenger RNA of Lolium perenne, 2678 nucleotides long. RefSeq names its product chloride channel protein CLC-f. Gene Ontology annotation, molecular function: chloride transmembrane transporter activity. The record is from RefSeq and is a predicted model, not a curated record. Gene Ontology annotation, cellular component: Golgi apparatus; membrane; chloroplast. NCBI's taxonomy places the organism in Eukaryota, Viridiplantae, Streptophyta, Magnoliopsida, Poales, Poaceae. Gene Ontology annotation, biological process: transmembrane transport; chloride transport.
AAACGAGCACGCGCACUUCCCUUUCCUUCCUCCUAACCCAACCUCCGCUCCGCUCACCCCACACACCCGUCUCCCCGCCUCGCCAUCGCCAACCAACCGCCGACGAGAUCACCGCCGCAAACCCCCACCCAGAUCCGCCUCCACCCGACGGCCCCAAGCUUCGCACCCGCACUCCCCAUGCGAUCGCGCUGAGCUCGAUCCCAGCUCGCGCGCCAUGGCCGACAGCGACCUCGAGCCGCUGCGCCCCGGCGCCGCGGCGCUGCCGUCCUCCUCCGACCCCGGAUCGCCCUACACGCCUCGAGGGAACCGCGUGCGCGAGCUGCUGCGGAAUCUUGACCGCCGCCUCUCCAGCCGGGGCCGCCACGGCCACGCGGACGGCGCCGCGGCGUCCCCUUCGGCCGGGGAGGCGGGCACGCCCAGGCGGGAGGAGGAGAGCGACGAGCUCGGGGACGGCGCGCCGCCCGAGUGGGCGCUGCUGCUCGUCGGGUGCCUCCUCGGCCUCGCUACCGGCAUCUGCGUCGCCGCGUUCAACCGCGGGGUGCAUGUCAUACAUGAAUGGGCAUGGGCUGGAACUCCCACCGAGGGCGCUGCUUGGCUUCGCCUUCAGAGGCUUGCUGACACUUGGCAUAGGAUAUUAUUAAUACCAGUGACUGGUGGAGUUGUUGUUGGUAUGAUGCAUGGAUUGCUGGAGAUAUUUGAACAGAUAAAGCAAUCAUUAUCAUCUCAAAGGGAAGGUAUUGAUUUCAUGGGUGCAAUCUUUCCAACAAUCAAGGCCAUCCAAGCUGCAAUUACUUUAGGGACAGGAUGUUCAUUGGGACCUGAAGGGCCAAGUGUUGAUAUUGGUAAAUCUUGUGCAAUUGGCUGUGCUGAAAUGAUGGAGAACAACAGGGAACGAAGGAUUGCUCUUAUUGCAGCAGGAUCAGCUGCUGGAAUUGCUUCAGGUUUCAAUGCUGCAGUUGCUGGAUGUUUUUUUGCUAUUGAAACAGUAUUGAGGCCCCUUCGAGCAGAGAACUCACCACCGUUUACCACUGCUAUGAUUAUCUUGGCAUCGGUUAUAUCAUCAACUGUGUCCAAUGUUUUGCUAGGGGAGAAGGCAGCUUUUAUUGUCCCGACGUAUGAAAUAAAAUCUGCUGCUGAGCUACCACUCUACCUUAUUCUAGGCAUGCUUUGUGGGGUAGUUAGUGUGGUAUUCAGGCAAUUGGUCGUUUGGUUUACAAAGACUUUUGACUUGAUAAGGAAAAAAUUUGGUCUCCCUGCUGUGGUAUGUCCAGCUUUAGGUGGUCUUGGAGCUGGUCUAAUAGCUCUAAGAUACCCUGGAAUACUAUACUGGGGUUUCACCAACGUUGAUGAGAUUUUACAUACGGGAAAAAGUGCUUCAGCCCCUGGGAUUUGGUUGUUAGCUCAGUUGGCUGCUGCAAAAGUUGUUGCGACUGCACUUUGCAAGGGUUCUGGUCUUGUUGGUGGCCUUUAUGCCCCAAGCUUGAUGAUUGGUGCUGCUGUUGGUGCUGUUUUUGGAGGCUCAGCGGCACAAUUGAUAAACUCUAUUAUUCCGGGUAACACUGCGGUUGCACACCCUCAAGCUUACGCGCUGGUUGGAAUGGCUGCUACACUAGCCUCCGUUUGUUCGGUUCCAUUGACAUCUGUACUGCUACUCUUUGAACUGACAAAAGAUUACAGAAUUCUACUUCCUCUGAUGGGAGCUGUCGGAUUAGCAAUAUGGGUCCCAUCUGUUUUAAGUCACUCCAGCAACAAAGAGAUAUUUGAGGCUACAUCUCCUCGGCAUGGUUAUUCUACACUAUUACCUCCUGCUGAUAGGAAUGAGACAGAUGGAAGACGACAAGAUGUAGAUGAUGUCGAACUUGCAAUUCUUGAAGAUGAUUACUAUGGUAGUAACAGUGAAGAAAUGCUUCUCGAUGAGCUGAAGGUAUCACGAGCAAUGACGAAGCAUUUUAUUAAGGUUACACCUACAGUCACCAUUAAGGAGGCAACAUUGCUUAUGCAUGAUAAGCAGCAAGGUUGUGUUCUCGUUUUAGACAAUGAAGAUUUUCUUGAAGGAAUUGUUACAGUUGGUGACAUUCGUCGUAAAGGAUUUGAAUCAAGUGAAGAUGCUAACAGUACUGGGGGAAAUUCACCUGUUUUGGAUGUAAAUUCUUCUCUUGUUACAUCAUGUCUCACACGAGGGUUUCAGUACCACGGCAAUGAAAGAGGGCUGGUGACCUGCUUUCCGGAUACAGAUCUGAGCACAGCUAAGGUGCUCAUGGAAGUCAAAGGUAUCAAGCAACUUCCAGUGGUCAAACGGGGGGCUGGUCGUAGGAAUGAUGGCAGGCGUAAGGUCCUCGGUCUUCUUCAUUACGAGUCAAUAGGACGGUGCUUGAGGGAGGAGCUUGAGCGGUGGAAGGCACUAUACAGAGAGAAUUUCCAGCAGCCAGCAGCUAAUUGACACUGAGCAGGGGGCACUGGACAUGCAGAGCUCAAGUUUUGGCUGUACUUAGUGACGAAAAUACCAAAUACAUUAAGUGGCAUUUCAGCAGAACUAGUGACUUAGCGUUGUUAACUUGAACACCUCACUUAAAUUGAGUCCCCUCGUCAAAUGUAAAGUCGUCCUUGGGUUUGCCAGGAUACACAUUUUGUAUCAAUUACAGAUAUUAUAAGACAUGAUGAUUCUGGGUUCAUGAUCA